CAUGACAAAGUUAUGGAAAAAAUAUAUACUUUGGUUUGCCCAGGAGCACGUUGACUUUCGUGUCGCGGAAUUCGAAUCAAUUGUUAAAUUAUUUAGUCUACAAUUUCGAAACCUUUCAGAACAUCGUUUGAAACCCUUUUGGCUAGUGGAAUUUCCAAAUGAUGAAACAGCACACCAAUAUGCAUCCCGGUCGAUUGCACUACGCUCUAUCAUCGAGUUAUAUUCGCAUGCCCACACAUUUCCUGAAUUUCAUAAACAAUUGCAAAAUCACGUGCAUUCGCAUCAAGGAGCUCUCAAGGAAUUUUUUAAGGCCACCAGCUUCAAGAUAACCGUGGAGACAUACAACAAACACUUUAGCCAGCGCGAGAAGGUGGAAAAGAUCGAAACUAUGGACUAUUUGCCGAUCGAAGGAGCUGUUAAUCUAAAGAAUCCACAAGUCGAAUGGUGGUAUCUGGAAUUUUGGGGCCUGGAUCCCACAGCUGUACCUGCUGAACCCGAAGAUAUUCUCUUUGGACGCAUGUUGGUGCACGGACAGCGGCAUUUAAUCAAGCAGCUCUCACUGAAACAACGCAAAUUCAUUGGCAACACAAGCAUGGAUGCACAGCUCAGCCUCCUGAUGGCCAAUCAGGCAUUGGUGCGUGACGGCGACCUCGUUUUCGAUCCUUUUGUAGGCACCGGCUCGCUGCUGGUAAGUGCAGCGAAGUUUGGAGGGUAUGUGCUGGGCGCCGACAUUGACUUCAUGAUGGUGCAUGCACGCUGCCGGCCCAGUCGCAUUAGCCAGAAGGUGCGUGAGAAAGAUGAGAGCAUUCGCGCUAAUCUGCAACAGUAUGGAUGUGCGGAUCGCUACAUGGACGUGUUGGUCGCUGACUUUUCAAAUCCGUUGUGGCACAGACGAAUUACCUUCGAUAGCAUCAUCACCGAUCCUCCAUAUGGGAUACGUGAGGCAACGGAAAAGGUGGAGACUAAAGUUAAUCCCAAGGAUAAUACCCGAACAGCUGAUAUGGCGCAUUAUCCGUCAACUUCACACUACGCACUGCACCAUUUAUAUGCAGAUCUACUGGAAUUUGGCGCAAAGCAUCUUAAGCUGGGCGGGCGCCUUGUUUGCUGGCUGCCCUUCCAUCGUGAGGAUUACAAUGAAUCAAUUAUACCUCAACACACGCAUCUGCGCCUUGUGGCCAACUCGGAGCAGCCACUAGCUGGAAAUGCAGCGCGACGUUUGCUGACAUAUGAGAAGCAUAUAGAGUACAUCAAGGAAGACGCUCUCAAUGAGAAUUCCAAUGACACACAGCUCACCACUGCUGCCUCGCAGAACUUUAGAGAACGAUACUUUAAUACAAAUGGUGAAAUAGAAUCCCGUCAAGAAAGACGCAUGCGAAAGGCUGCUCUAAGGGAGCAGGGUCGCUUGGAGAUGGAGAUGCGCGGGAAGCUUCCCAGCGAUGGGCGGGCCAAGAAAUGUGAUUUAAACAAAGCGCGGUUUAACUAAAUAAUUUACUAAUACAUAACUAUAAG
Messenger RNA from Drosophila navojoa, 1509 nucleotides. Its product is annotated as tRNA (guanine(10)-N(2))-methyltransferase TRMT11. The record is from RefSeq and is a predicted model, not a curated record. NCBI's taxonomy places the organism in Eukaryota, Metazoa, Arthropoda, Insecta, Diptera, Drosophilidae. Gene Ontology annotation, molecular function: tRNA (guanine(10)-N2)-methyltransferase activity; nucleic acid binding. Gene Ontology annotation, biological process: methylation. Gene Ontology annotation, cellular component: cytoplasm.